UCAAAAUAUUAAUCAUGAUCAUUGGCUCAUUCGACCAGUUCGAAUGGAAAAAGAUGAUAAAAUUGACGAAUACAUUGACGAGUUUGAAAGAAUCUCCGAAGCAAAUGGUUGGAAUGAUGAGCGUCGAGCUAUAAUCUUCAAAGCAAUGUUACGUGCCGAUUCCGAUGCGUUACAAGUUUUGAUGGAUCUUAGUGAAUCCGAUCAAAAAUCGUUCCGAAAAAUCAAAUUGGCUUACGAGGAUAAAUCUAAACACAAUAUGAUGGCAAAUGUAAUGAAAUUAAUGUCGUUACAAAGAGAAAAAAAUGAAUCUUUGCAAAAAUUGCUACAACGUACUAUAUCAUUGGUCGAUAAGGUAUAUCCUAAUUUCGCUAAAGGUAAUAAGACACAAUUGACUCGUAAUCAUCUGAUCGCGGCUCUUGAUAAUAAAAUUCGUGAAAAAAUUGUUGCCUUGACCGAAAUUCCUAAAACGGGUAAUGAUGUCGUCGCUAAAGCUGAAGCAAUUGAAAAUGCAUCAAAAUGUAAUUUCUCAAGAUUCGAAGAUUCAAAAUCAUCAUCAUCGUCUAAUCAGUCAAUAAAAGCAAAUAAAUUUUGUGAUUUUUGUAACAAAAAAGGACAUAUUGAAGAAGAAUGCUACAAAAAGAAAAACAAAGAGAAGAAAGAAAAAAAAUCUUCAAAUGAAGCUGAAAAAGUUUUAAAAGUUGUAUCAAAUAAGAUGAGCAUGAAUAUUAUGGUUAAAUAUAAAAAUUCUUUACAUCAAGCAUUGAUUGAUUCAGGAAGCAGCAUUUCGUUCUUUCCUCGAAAAUUUGUUGAUGAUUCAAAAAUUAUUAAAUCAGAAAUUGGCAUUUCUGCUUUCACAUUUAACAAUCAUCCUAUUUCAAUUAUUGGUGUUAUCGAAGAAUUAAUCGUCAUUGAUAAUGUUCAGUGUACAUGGAAAUUUUACGUGGCUGAGGGCAAUAAUAAAUUUCUACUCGGAUUUGAUUUCUUAAAUUCAAAGAAAUUCAAAAUUUCAACUGAUUUUAAGUUUUUCAAAAUUUCCGAUGGUAAAUGCUCCGGCGAAACAAAAAUUAUCUGUGGCAAAUCUGAAAAUUCAUCUGAUUGUGACGAAUGCAAUAAUCUAAUCGUUUCAUCUAGUCAACAAAAUGAAGAAAAAAUUUCUAAAAAAUGUUUUAUCAAAUCGGUGUCAACUUCUCCAUCAAAUAGUGUUCAUAAUGAUAAUAAUGUCGAAAAAUUGUUGAUGAAAUAUGAUCAAUUAUUUAAUAAAAUUGGCGUAACUACUAUCAUCAAACAUAAAAUAAAUUUACGUGAAAAUUCUAAUCCAAUUCAAACACGUGAAUACGGUAUUCCCGAUGAUAUUAAAAAAGAUGUCGAUAAAGCGAUAAAGAAAUUAAUCGAUGAUGACAUAAUUGAAAAAUCGGAAUCCGAAUGGAAAAAUCAAAUUGUGCCAAUACGUAAAUCAAAUGGUUCUAUUCGAUUAACAAUCGAUUUUAGCGAAUUAAAUAAUAUUACCAAACAAGAUUUGUAUCCGGUACCAAGAAAAGAUCGAAUUAUUCGCUAUUUGAAAAGUUCUAAAUAUUUCUCCAAAAUUAAUAUGAAUGAUGCUUAUUAUCAAAUCAAAAUGGAUAAAAAUGACCGUGAAAAAACAGCAUUCCAAUGGAAUCAUAAUCUUUAUCAUUUUAAAAGAAUGCCGUAUGGGUUAUUGUCUGCACAUCAAACAUUUAUCCGUUGUAUGUCAAAAAUUUUUGGUAAACUUAAAUAUGUGAAGAUAUACGAUGAUAAUAUACUAAUUCAUUCAAAAUCAAAAAGUGAUCAUUAUAAUCAUUUAAGUGAAGUUUUUAAAUUGUUCAAAACAUUUAAUCUUUCGAUUAACAGUUCUAAAUCUUCAUUUUUAGUGGAAAAAAUUGAUGAUCUUUGUUUAUUAAAAAAAGAUGAAAUAGUCAAAACAUCUAUAAAAAAAGUUGAUAAAUCAAAAAAUGUUCAAAUUGCAUUACAUCGUGUUUCUGCCAUUCAAAUUAGACCAUGGAAUCAAGUUCAAGAAUCUGACGAAUUAUUGAAUAUACAAAUCAUGGCUAAUCCACAACUUUUUUUAAAAGAGGGCGAAGCAUGGUACAGAAGAGAUGGUAAAUUUUUGAAGUUAUGUUUAUCCAUGAUUUUGCUUAAUGAUCGUAUCCAUGAAACACAUAAUCAUUUUGGUCAUUGUGGAAUUUCUAAAAUUACUGAAUUAAUGAAACUUCAAUAUUAUCAUCCAAAAUUAGAAGAAAUUGUUAAAUCUUUAAUCCAUUCUUGUGAAAAUUGUCAAUUAACAAUAGAUGAUGAUCAAAAUCAAACAACAUUGAAGUAUGAAAAAAAUGAUUCAUCAUCAAAAGUUAACAACGUGGGGUCGAUUAAUUAUUUGACGACAUCAAGUUUUCUUAACGACAAAACAACAACAACAACGAUAAAAGAAUCGAGUUGA
Molecule: messenger RNA, 2452 nt
Organism: Dermatophagoides pteronyssinus (European house dust mite)
Lineage: Eukaryota; Metazoa; Arthropoda; Arachnida; Sarcoptiformes; Pyroglyphidae
Source: RefSeq, a predicted model, not a curated record